AUGCAAGCAGUCACAAACAUAAUGGCCAGACGGCUCAGUGUUGGUUUCCACUUCUGAAGCUCACCAGCUGUAGCAUCAUGAAUCUGUGGUUCAGCACUCACUUCCUGGUUGUUGGGCUGUUUCUGAGCAGCUCGGCUGUGACACCUGAAGAAUGCCAACCCUUGGUCACGCCUUUGUCCCUGGCCGACCCCAGCAUGAUGUACGGCAGGAUGAAAUUCAUCAUGGGUUACGUUGAUAUUGACGUAUAUGACACCAUCCUGAAGUCAACUGAGAGCUCCUGGGUGAAAAUCACUCCGUCUCCGUCCAGGACUGGUGUAGUUGUGAUGUCUCAGGCGAGCAAGAUAAAUGGAACCUGCUUUAACUUAACAGUUAACGUAACUAUUGAUGGCGACACUGUGACAUCAUCAUUACCUAACUUCACCUCUGAGUUCCACGUGCUGCCGAGCUGCCAAGGCUGUCUGGUCUUCAGCAUCAACAACACCGCCAGAAACCUCAACAAGAUUCCUCAACUUCUGAAAAUUGGUGGCACCUUUCCAGAGGAGGAGGUCACCAAUCGUGCUGUUUAUCUGCUGGGCAGCGAGUCGACCUUGAAGGAUUCAGACUUGGAGCGUUUCAAGCAGCAGGCAAGCUGCCUCGGCUUCUCCGGAGAACCAGACUACCACUACGACCCCAAGAACGGUUUCUGUGAUGAAGGCGAGAGCAUUAAGAUUACCUUCAACUGAAGUUUAAAAAAUAUUUCAACCUGAAACUGAGAUAAAGAGAUAAAAUAACAAAGAUAAAGAGACAAAAAAUGACUCAUA
Molecule: messenger RNA, 800 nt
Organism: Micropterus salmoides (largemouth bass)
Lineage: Eukaryota; Metazoa; Chordata; Actinopteri; Centrarchiformes; Centrarchidae
Exons: 6
Coding region: 78-722 (214 amino acids)
Source: RefSeq, a predicted model, not a curated record